Messenger RNA from Glarea lozoyensis ATCC 20868, 420 nucleotides. RefSeq lists its product as uncharacterized. NCBI's taxonomy places the organism in Eukaryota, Fungi, Ascomycota, Leotiomycetes, Helotiales, Helotiaceae. The record is from RefSeq and is a predicted model, not a curated record. The transcript has a single exon. The coding region runs from base 1 to 420 and encodes 139 amino acids.
AUGUCUUCCGGUAUCUCGAAGAGCAAACAUACUGCCCCUAGUACCAAAGACGACGAACCACCUGUGGUAUCGCUUGAUUCACCUUUCCUCGCCCUCGCCGAACGAGGUUACCGGUAUCAAAAACACACAAUCUCCAUACCCGACCGAUACGGCUUCUUUUCAGCUGGCCCUCCCAACGAACAAGUACGCCAGGGUAUCUUAUUCGUUCUGUUGUUCAUUACGGUUCUGCUCCAGAUUGGCCUUGGAGCGUCGGUCGCUAUUGUCAACGCGCGCAGAUCAGAUACGAGGCCUUUUUGGCCACUACCCGUGGUGUGUUCCUUACUGGAUGGUGGUCUUGUGGCACUUAUUUGGAUUUCUGAGUGUGGUAAGAGAGGUCGAGAGAAUGAUUGUGAUUUGAAAGACGGGGAAAAGACGAAUUAG